UUUUUAGUGAGUACGACUGCGGCACGCUGGCUGAAACAGAUCGGCCAAUCUGCCCCUUCCAUCCAUAAUUAUUCCCAUCAAGGCUAGGCUUCUCGAUUUCAGCUGGGAUUGGAGGUCGCCCUGGGCUCGUUGAAGUAGUGCCAUGAAUAAACAGUUAUUGUCCUGUUCCCUGAAAGGAGGUCGACAGACAACUACGGUAGUUGCAUCAGUUGCUGCUGAUGGCGUCGAUCAGCAGGUGGAAGUGUCGUAUUGUGACCAAAAGGUGGUCGGAAAUGGCUCCUUUGGUGUGGUGUUCCUCGCGAAAUUGCAGGAAAAUAAUGAACCAGUUGCAAUCAAGAAGGUGCUCCAGGACAAGCGGUUUAAAAACAGAGAAUUGCAAAUCAUGCGAAAGCUUUCACAUCCGAAUAUCGUAAAGCUAAAGUACUUCUUUUAUUCUGGUGGAGAAAAAAAGGACGAGUUAUAUCUAAAUUUGAUAUUGGAGUAUGUUCCGGAAACAGUGUACAGGGUAGCUCGCCACUACUCGAAACAGCGGCAAUCUAUCCCAUUGAUAUAUGUGAAGCUGUAUAUGUACCAGCUAUUUCGGGCCUUAGCGUAUAUCCACGGAAUCGGUAUAUGUCAUCGAGAUAUCAAGCCGCAAAAUCUGCUCAUUGAUCCGGAGUCAGGCAUCUUGAAACUUUGCGAUUUUGGAUCAGCAAAAUAUCUUGUUAAGGGUGAACCAAAUGUAUCGUACAUCUGCUCUCGGUACUAUCGAGCUCCGGAGCUCAUAUUUGGAGCCACGAAUUACACAAAUUCAAUCGAUGUAUGGUCAGCAGGCACGGUGAUGGCAGAGCUUUUACUAGGACAACCAAUCUUUCCCGGUGACUCGGGUGUUGACCAACUUGUCGAAAUCAUAAAGGUUCUCGGAACACCAACCAAGGAACAGAUACAGAGCAUGAACCCAAAUUAUAAAGAGUUCAAGUUCCCUCAGAUCAAAGCUCAUCCCUGGGCAAAGGUGUUCCGUGCCAGCACUCCGCAAGAAGCCAUCGAUCUUAUUUCGACAAUUAUCGAAUAUACACCUAGCGCAAGGCCUUCACCUCAACAAGCAUGUUUACAUGCGUUUUUCGAUGAACUACGAAUGCCAGAUACGAAGCUUCCGUCUGGUCGUCCGCUACCUCCCUUAGAGAUGGAUGGUGAUGAAAAUCGCUCGGGUCAUGUUGGGCAUGACUCUGCGGCUGAGCAAAGCUAGAUCAUGUUUCUGUUCGUGUUUAAUCUCUUUAUGCCCCCUCAAGCAGCACGGGCCAUGCUCCUCGUGUCUGGUCUAGCUCUUCUGUCGACAUUUGGAUUCAAGAUGACCCCACCUUUGCUCCGUUCACAGUUGGCACGAGUUGUUGUCAGCCGUUUCUCUCACCUCGUGUCGCUUGUCGAAGCCCUUUUAAUUCGUCAGUUCCCGAUGAAUCGUUCGUAUUUCUUCGUAAAUGUGUGUCCCUUGCUUGGCGACGCACAUUCUCUUGUACAUUUCCUAUUGUUUGCUCUUGUCUCUCCCUUUCAAAUUCGCUCUUCAUCUCGUUCAUGGUUUUCCCUGAAUCACUCAGUCUAACAGUGCUGAAUUUUGCUAGCCAGGAGCGAGAAGCAGUCUUAGAGCGCGUUUUCUAAUCACAGUCCCUCGAUCGUUUAGUGUAUAUAAGUACUGAUGUUUUUGGUUGCGUAUCACACACCAUCCAUCCAUCCUUAAAUUAUCGCGAUUCUUUGUUUGUGGAGUCUCGUCUAUAUCUUCGCAUCGUUAUUAUAUUUACGCGGUGAAAUGCUCUAUCCCGAACCAUCCUUGUCUCUGUUUCUUCAUCUCUUCCAUUUCCUAGUAGGGUCGGUGGUGUGAGCUGCUCCCAGCUUCCAAAGACUGUUCAUUUUUCAUUUAGAGCCAUAGAGAAAUCUCUCUUAUCGUCCCGAAAGGUCAUGAGUGAGGCUAUGUCGUGUAUGAUUUGGCUCAUAAACAUUAAAUACGUUAAGCAUCCUAGUACAUUUUUCUCGUUAAGCAUGAAUGUGAUAAAUGUUAAGCGCACGUCGGGAAUCUUGUCAUUGUACAUCUUAUCAUUUCCUGUUCUUGAGAUUUUCAAGAAAAUAUAUGUGCUAAUGGUCA
Messenger RNA from Cylicocyclus nassatus, 2113 nucleotides. NCBI's taxonomy places the organism in Eukaryota, Metazoa, Nematoda, Chromadorea, Rhabditida, Strongylidae. The record is from the annotation of a GenBank genome assembly.